This is a messenger RNA of Rhinolophus ferrumequinum (greater horseshoe bat), 3342 nucleotides long. RefSeq names its product transmembrane serine protease 7 (gene TMPRSS7). NCBI's taxonomy places the organism in Eukaryota, Metazoa, Chordata, Mammalia, Chiroptera, Rhinolophidae. The transcript has 18 exons. Gene Ontology annotation, molecular function: serine-type endopeptidase activity; protein binding. The coding region runs from base 92 to 2644 and encodes 850 amino acids. Gene Ontology annotation, biological process: proteolysis. The record is from RefSeq and is a predicted model, not a curated record. Gene Ontology annotation, cellular component: plasma membrane.
UGCGGCAACCAAUUCUUCUCAAGCGAGAAUGUAAGGGGGUGAAAACUAGCUUUGAGACACCUCUGGAUGUUCACAGGCAGAACACCUAAAAAUGGACAAAGAAAACAGUGACGUUUCAUCCAAACCUGCUGAUGUGAAGAUAUCCAAUAUCUCAGUUCAGGUGGUCAGUACCCCGGGGAAGUUGCCAGGGAGACCAGUGAGACCAGUGAGACCAAUGAGACCAAUGAGACCAAUGAGACCAGUGAGACCAGGGAGACGACCACCUCAAAAGCCCAUCAACAAAGCCAAACCCAAGAAGGAACUCAAGAAGAAAGCUCCCUUUUGGAAUGUCCAAAAUAAAAUCAUUCUCUUCACAGUAUUUUUAUUCAUCCUAGCAGUCAUAGCCUGGACACUUCUGUGGCUCUACAUCAGUAAGACAGAAAGCAGAGAUGCUUUUUACUUUGUUGGGAUGUUUCGCAUCACCAACAUUGAAUUUCUUCCUGAAUACCAACAGAAGGAUUCCAGGGAAUUUCUGUCAGUGGCACAGACUGUGCAGCAAGUGGUAAACUUGGUUUACACAACAUCUGCCUUCUCCAAAUUUUACAAGCAGUCGGUCAUUGCAGAUGUCAGCAGUAACAACAAAGGUGGCCUCCUUGUUCACUUUUGGAUUGUGUUUGUCAUGCCACAUGCUAAGACCCAUAUCUUCUGUGAGGAUUGUGUGGCUGCCAUCUUGAAGGACUCCAUCCAGACGAGCAUCAUAAACCGGACCUCUGUGGGAAGCUUGCAGGGUCUGGCUGUGGACAUGGACUCUGUGGUACUAAACGCUGGGCUUCGGUCAGAUUACUCUUCAACCAUAGGAUCCGAGAAAGGCUGCUCUCAGUACUUGUAUGCAGAUCAUCUGUCUCUCCGCUACCCUCUGGAGAUUUCUGCAACCUCAGGGAGGCUGGUGUGCCACUUCAAGCUGGUGGCCAUAGUGGGCUAUGUGAUUCGUCUGUCAAUAGAGUCCGUCCAGAUUGAAGCCGACAACUGUGUCACCGACUCCCUGACAAUUUACGACUCCCUCUUGCCAAUCCGGAGCACCAUCUUGUAUAGAAUUUGUGAACCCACAAGAACAUUAAUGUCAUUUGUUUCUACAAAUAAUCUCAUGUUGGUGAUAUUUAAGUCUCCUCAGAUACAGAGGCUAUCAGGAAUCCGGGCAUAUUUUGAGGUCAUUCCAGAACAAAACUGUGAAAAUGCAGUGUUGGUCAAAGAAAUCACUGGCUUUGAAGGGAAAAUUUCAAGUCCGUAUUACCCAAGCUACUAUCCUCCAAAAUGCAAGUGUACCUGGAAAUUUCAGACUCCCCUAUCAACUCUUGGCAUCGCACUGAAAUUCCAUAACUAUUCAAUAACCAAGAAGAGUAUGAAAGGCUGUGACCACGGAUGGUGGGAAAUUAAUGAGCACAUGUACUGUGGCUCCUACAUGGAUCACCAGACGAUAUUUCGAGUGCCCAGCGCCCUUGUUCACAUUCAGUUUCAGUGCAGUUCCAGGCUAUCGGACCAGCCACUUUUGGUGGAAUAUGGCAGUUACAACAUCAGUCAACCCUGUCCUGUUGGAUCUUUUAGAUGCUCCUCCGGUCUAUGUGUUCCUCAGGCCCAGCGGUGUGAUGGAGUAAAUGACUGCUUUGAUGAAAGUGAUGAACUUUUCUGUGUGACUCUUAAACCUGCCUGCAAUGCCAGCUCCUUCAAGCAGCAUGGCCCUCUGGUCUGUGAUGGCUUCAGAGACUGUGAGGACGGCCAGGACGAGCAGAACUGCACUCAAAGCAUUCCAUGCAACAAUAGAACUUUUAAGUGUGGCAAUGAUAUUUGCUUUAGGAAACAAAAUGCAAAAUGUGAUGGGACUGUGGACUGUCCAGACGGAAGCGAUGAAGAAGGCUGCAGCUGCAGAAGGAGUUCCUCCACCCUCCACCGCAUCAUUGGGGGCACUGACACACUGGAAGGGGGUUGGCCGUGGCAAGUCAGCCUCCACUUCGUUGGCUCUGCCUACUGUGGAGCCUCCGUCAUCUCCAGGGAGUGGCUUCUCUCUGCAGCCCACUGUUUCCAUGGAAACAGGCUGUCAGACCCCACUCCAUGGACUGCUCACCUCGGGAUGUAUGUGCAGGGGAAUGCCAAGUUCAUCUCCCCGGUGAGAAGAAUCGUGGUCCACGAGUACUAUAACAGCCACACUUUUGACUAUGACAUUGCCUUGCUACAGCUCAGUGUCGCCUGGCCUGAGACCCUGAAACAGCUCAUACAGCCAAUAUGCAUUCCUCCUGCUGGCCAGAAAGUACGCAGUGGGGAGAAGUGCUGGGUAACCGGCUGGGGGCGCAGGCACGAAGCAGACAAUAAAGGGUCCCCUGUUUUGCAGCAAGCAGAAGUAGAGAUCAUUGACCAAACCCUCUGUGUUUCCACCUAUGGGAUCAUCACUUCGAGGAUGCUUUGUGCGGGUGUCAUGUCAGGCAAGAGAGAUGCUUGCAGAGGAGAUUCGGGUGGACCUUUAGCUUGUCGAAGAAAAAGCGAUGGAAAAUGGAUUUUGACUGGCAUUGUUAGCUGGGGACAUGGAUGUGGAAGACCAAACUUUCCUGGUGUUUAUACAAGGGUAUCAAACUUUGUUUCCUGGAUUCAAAAAUAUGUCCCUUCUCUUUUGUAAUAGUACAAGUUGGAUUUUGAUUAUGAUUUAUGUGAUAGAUACUUUUUAAAAAAAUGGAGUAAUUAUAAAUAAAAUGAAACACUUUAAUUUUUUGUUUAGCAAACUUCAGAUUGCAUACAUUUGGUGUUUAUUGAAAAACUGAGAGAUGCAUUUUAUUUCAUACAAAUUGCUUUAAGGAUAUAGCUGUAUUCAUUCUUAAAGGGUCAUUGAUUCAGGAAUGGAAGAAAUCUAAAGCAAUGUCAUGAACUAAGCCUCUAAAAUAAGAAGUGGGUGAGAUGCUCAGAUAGUCAUACUUUAUUUUUUGCUCCAAUUCAAUGUACAGAUAAGGUAAGGAAUUAGGCAAAUCUGAUUUAUUGAAAUAAGAAAUUCCAUAACAAAUGUGCCUGAUCUUCAGUGUUCUAAUGAAAUUCAACACACAAAAAUGUCUCUUCCACAAAUGCAAAUGGGGCUAAACUCAUUUAUCGACAGAGGAAGUACCUAUAUUGGUGCUUUCUAAUCCAAUUUGUCUAACCAUAUCAUAGUUGGACUUUCUUCAGCCGUGACACAUGAUAAUAUUGUGUUCAGAGAAAUCAACCAACCAACAAAACUGACAGUAAUCUUUACUAAUAUGAUAUAAUAAAGCAUUGUGGUAGUUGAAUUGAAACAACUUGCAUGGGAUUUAAGGAAAUUACAGUAAUUCUGGUCAGUAAUUAAAAGAC